UUCGGUCUGUCUGUCAGUCAACCAAACAAACAGGAGCUAAGAUAACCUAUAAUUUGGAUGUGGUUUCAAAGUUAACAGAAUACCCAAAAUUAAAACAAUAUUUACUGGCAGAAUUUUAAAUCCAGUGAUUUCAAAAUGAAGCUCAUAACGCAUAACAUGUUAACAUCGAAGUGCUUAAAAGGUGUCAUGACUGGAUAUCCUCUGGCUAUAAAUGCUACAGAUGUAAAAGUAACAGAAAUUGACUUUAAUCCAGAAUUUAUAACGCGUGUUAUUCCGAAAUUGGAUUGGGAAGUUCUCUGGGCAGCUGCCAAUAGUAUUGGCCAUGGUGAUGGUCUACCCAAAACUUUAGAACCAAAAUACGAAGAAAAUGAAGAAUUUUUGAAGAAAGUACACAAAGUCUUACUGGAAGUAGAGGUUGAAGAAGGAAAUCUCACUUGCCCAGAAUCCGGCAGACAGUUUCCCAUCUCCAAGGGAAUUCCAAAUAUGUUGUUGACAGAAGCAGAAGUACAAUAAACCUAUUUAUAAUUUACGCUUUUAAGUUUUCUUUUAAAUUACUAAGUAAUUAUUUUUUUUAAUGUUAGCAUUAUAACUGUACAGAGAAAUGAGUGUACAUAAUAUUUAACUUUGAUUGCAACAAUAAAUAUUUUGUUCCAAACAGGAAUUUAUUUAA
Molecule: messenger RNA, 670 nt
Organism: Helicoverpa armigera (cotton bollworm)
Lineage: Eukaryota; Metazoa; Arthropoda; Insecta; Lepidoptera; Noctuidae
Gene: Trmt112
Product: multifunctional methyltransferase subunit TRM112-like protein
Exons: 1
Coding region: 136-513 (125 amino acids)
Biological process (GO): peptidyl-glutamine methylation; tRNA methylation; rRNA (guanine-N7)-methylation
Molecular function (GO): protein heterodimerization activity
Source: RefSeq, a predicted model, not a curated record